ACAAAUCUCCGCCUAGCAUUUCUUCAUCCUCAAAUAUAUGCCGAGAUCCACCUAUUUACCAGUAGCGACUCACGACCCGACAACGGAAGCUAAGAACUAGCACGUCUUGCCAUAGCGAACCGACCAAUCCGCACCAUCGGAAAUAGCACUGGCCCACGCGAGCUUACAACAACACGAGCAUCUGAAGACACUGUCCCCACCACCACCACCACACUACCACAUGGACAACUGGACAUAUGUAUAAAACCAGCACUCUCAUCCCACCCCACCCAACCAACCCUCUCAGAUCCAAACCACAUCACAUCACACGCACUACCCAUACAAGACACCAUGCCCGAAAUCCUCCACGCCUCCAACACCCCCUACAUCCCCCUCUCAUUAACCCACCGCGGCCCCGGCCUCAGCUUCAAACACCUCUUCCUGGGCACCGAGCAAACCUCCGAAAACUACCUCUUCAGUCUCGCCCACCAAUCCACAUUCUACUCCCCCCGCCACAAGCACAACUUCGACCAGUUUCGAUUCGCGUACCGAAACUCCGUCUCCAUCUCCCCUGAUAUUCUCCUCCAAGAAGGCGAAUUGUGUUAUCAUCCCGAGGGGGUGGAGUAUGGGCCUCAGGAUGAUCCGGAGGGUGGGAGAGAGGUCUUGGUGUUGCAGUUUGGGGGGGCGAGUGGGCAGGGGUAUUUGUCUUUUGGGGAGAUAGAGAGAGCGCAGGGGAUUUUGAAGAGGAGGGGGGUGUUUGUGGGGGGGAGGUUUUUUGAGGGGGAUAGUGUGGAGGGAUUGGAGGGGGAGGGGAAGGGGAAGGGGAAGGAUGGGUAUGAGGCGCUUUGGGAGGAGAUGAUGGGGAGGGAGUUGGUGUAUCCGGUUCCCAGGUAUGGGGGGCCCGUGGUGGUGAAGCCGGAGGGGUUUGCGUGGGUGGGUGUUGCGGAAGGGGAGGGGACAGCGGCGUGGAGGAAGUGUUUGGGGGUUUUUUCGGAGAGGGAGACGAGGGUCGAGAUGGUGAAGUUGGAUGAGGGGGGGGAGGUGGUGGUCGAGGGGAGGGAUGCGAUUCAGUUGUUUUUUGUGUUGAAGGGGGAGGGGAGGGUUGAUGGGGAGGAGGUCAGACAGGAGUCUGCGGUCAGGUUGCAGCCGGGAGAUGGGGCCGAGUUUGCGUCGGAGAAGGGAAUGGAGUUUUUGAGGUUUGUGUUGCCCAUGUUGAGGUGAUGCAGUGUCUGGGAGGUUUGGAGUGAUGGUGAUGUCGGACGGAUAGAUUUGUUGACUGGGGUGGUCCUGACCCCGGGUAUUGCAUUUCUUCUCUGGUCAUUUUUAGGCUUUAGAUCUCAGUUU
Molecule: messenger RNA, 1323 nt
Organism: Aspergillus sclerotioniger CBS 115572
Lineage: Eukaryota; Fungi; Ascomycota; Eurotiomycetes; Eurotiales; Aspergillaceae
Exons: 1
Coding region: 331-1200 (289 amino acids)
Source: RefSeq, a predicted model, not a curated record